Lactuca virosa is the source of this 2889-nucleotide messenger RNA. The record is from the annotation of a GenBank genome assembly. Lineage: Eukaryota; Viridiplantae; Streptophyta; Magnoliopsida; Asterales; Asteraceae.
AUGGCGGAGGAUGUCACUAAUACUGUGGCUGGGAAAAUAGUGGACCUGUUGUUUAGUGCGGCUAAACGGGAGACUGAUUACAUCCGAAAUUACACUAAAAAUGUUGACAAGUUGAAGAAUGAAGCUCAAAAGCUCAAGGAUAUGAGGGAUAGGAUUCAACAACGAAUCAAUGCAGCUAAAGAAAAUGGAGAAGCUCUCUUAGCUGGUGUGCAGAACUGGAUGGACAAGGCAGAAAUUGAAAUGUCCAAUGUGGAAGAAUUUCUUGAACAAGAAGCACAUGCUAAAAAGACGUGCUUCAACUUACGACCUUGUGUCAAUUUGAGCACCCUCCACCAUUACAGUAAGAUGGCAAUAAACAAGACCUCUUUUCUUCUGCAGCAUCAAGAAGAUGGCAAAACUCAUGAAUCUUGUGUCUCCAUUCCCACUGCCACCCCAAGAUUGGUAGACCUUUACCAAAGAAAGAAUCUUGAUGAUAUUGAUACCCACAAGUUGGUGUUGAGGGAAACCAUUCAAGCUAUCAAAGAUGAGAGCAUACAAAUGGUUGCAAUUUAUGGAUCAGGGGGUGUAGGGAAAACUACAUUAGCCAAUGAAGUUGCUGCAGAAGUGAAGAAUCUAUUUGCAGACAUUGUGUUUAUAACUGUCUCACAGACUGUAGACGUUGAAAAGAUUAAGAAGAACGUUGAAGUAGCUGCAAAACGGAUGAUGAUUAAUAAGGAGAAGGUUCUAAUCAUUUUAGAUGACAUAUGGGAACCACUGGUCCUCUCUGAUCUAGGCAUACCAUGUGGGAACGACCACAUGAAUUGCAAGAUUUUGUUGACGUCUAGAAGGAUGGAUGUAUGUGAAGGGAUGAACGUUGAUAGGAAUAUCUGUGUAAACGCUUUGAAGAAGGAAGAAGCGUGGGUCCUCUUCAAAAGUAUUGUUGGUGAUGAGAAGUUAGCGAAUAAUUCUAGUCUGGAGAAAACUGCAAAAGAGGUGACUGAAGAAUGUGGUGGAUUGCCCCUCAUCAUUCAAGCUGUGGGAAAUGCUUUAAAAAAUCGACCAAUUCAUAUAUGGAAGGCAGCACUUGACCGACUACGAAAGCAUGUCCCUCUAGAGAUCGCUCCAGAGAUAAGGAAAGCAUUUACUCAUUUGAAGCUGAGCUAUGACUUACUUGAAAGCAAAGAAGCUAAAUCAAUCUUCUUAUUGUGUAGUAUUUUCAGAGAAGAUGGAAUCAUAGAUAUGUUAAGCCUAGCAGAAUAUGGUGUGGGUCUGCAGAUAUUUGAUAAUCUGGAUAGCUUUAAUGAUGCCGUACAAAGAGUCGAAAUGGCAGUUGACACCCUCACAUCCUCUUCCUUGUUAUUGUCCGAGGGAGACAAAGUAGUAAAAAUGCACGACGUUGUUCGUGAUGUGGCUUUCUUAAUAACUUCCUCUUCUGAAGGUGAAAAGAAGGAGAAGUUUUUAGUGGAGGCUGGAAAAGGUUUGACAGAAUGGCAACCAAGAAACGGAAUCUCAGACAGCUACACCAAGAUCUCACUCAUGAGUAAUAGCAUUGAAAAGCUUCCAGAUCAUCAGCUUCAUUUCCCACUCCUUGAUACUUUCCUUAUACAACGCAAUGGUCUUUCCAUUAUUCCUGAUGAUUUCUUUCGAGGCAUGAAAGAAGUUACAGUUUUAGAUAUGUCUUGGAAUAAGAUUAUAUCCCUCCCACAAUCAGUGAAACUGCUCACAAAACUCAUCACACUAGAUCUAAGUUGGAAUGUAUCUCUUAAUGAAAUUUCUAUACUGGGGCAAUUAAAAGACCUUGAGAUUCUAAAGGUUAGAGGGACUGGAAUUAAAGUGAUUCCUGAAGAGAUCGGUCAACUGACCAACUUAAGGCUGUUGAAUGCUGGUGAUUGUCGCUAUUUAUCUGAUGUAACACCAGGUGUCAUAUCAAAGCUCACUUGGUUGGAAGAGUUGUAUAUUGGAACCGUUGAAAAGAACGCGGUGUCUCGCCUUGGUCUUAUGGAAAUAAGUAACUUGAAAUCGUUUAGAGUUCUGUAUUUAUUUAUGGGUUCAUAUGAUUGUGAUCAUUUUCCUGAAGGUACAUACUUCGAAACGUUGCAAGAAUUCUGUUUUCAUUUUAGUGACAACAGAAUUAUGGACAAGAACCGAUUAAAAUUAUAUUUAAAUCGUCGACUACGCAUUGCAUAUUCUAACUUCCCAUUCAAGAUGCCAAUCAAGAAACUGUUUCAGGUAAGUGAUGGUAUACUACUAAGGGAGAUAAAAGAUUUGGAUAACAUCAUACCAGACCUUUAUGGAGAUAGUAUUGAUGAGUUAAAGUCUAUUGAGUUGGAUAGAUGUUACAAUGUUUCUUGCUUGGUAAAGACAACGGAUGAGAAUGCAACACAAACUUUUGUUGCUUCCAAUGACCUGAUGCUUGGUCAAAGGAAAACAACAAAGGAAAAGUACUUCUCCCAAGUGGAACAAAUCUGUCUGCAUAAACUAAAGAACCUGAAGCUUCUUUUUGGUUGUUCGUUACAAUAUAUAAGCUUGCGUAAUCUACAACUCAUUGAAAUUACAGAUUGUGAUUCCUUGUUGACGGUAUUCCCGUUAAGUGUAGCACAAGGGCUUUCCAAUCUGAGAUGUAUAUCGAUUGUGAGGUGUUGCAGUUUGAUGGUAGUGAUUUCUGGUGGAGAUGAGCAAACAGCUGAAAAUGACAUUGUGUUCCCUAGACUUACCCAUAUUGAGCUUGGGUUUUUGCCACAACUAAAGAGCUUCUACUCUGGGGAUUCUACAGUCAAAUAUCCUUCUUUGGAGUUUAUCCAGGUGAGAAAUUGUGGUAGCAUGAAGAGAUGGGGUUCCGGAGUCCAUGACAUGCCCAACGUCAAAUUUGGUGAUGAUCAACAGAUCCUUAAUUUGUUCCAUAAAAAUUGA